CGGGUGCUCUUCCGAACCUGGGUUCCUCCGCAGCCGUAUCAGCUGAGCGGUGCCGGGGCGGCCCUGGCGCCCCGCUACUGAUCAGGAAUAGAAGAUGAACAAACCCAUAACAUCUUCAACAUAUGUGCGCUGCCUCAAUGUUGGACUAAUUAGGAAGCUGUCAGAUUUUAUUGAUCCUCAAGAAGGAUGGAAGAAGUUAGCGGUAGCUAUUAAAAAACCAUCUGGUGAUGAUAGAUACAAUCAAUUUCACAUAAGGAGAUUUGAAGCAUUACUUCAAACUGGAAAAAGUCCCACUUGUGAAUUACUGUUUGACUGGGGCACCACAAAUUGUACAGUUGGUGAUCUUGUGGAUCUUUUGAUUCAAAAUGAGUUUUUUGCCCCAGCAAGUCUUUUGCUACCAGAUGCUGUUCCCAAAACGGUUAAUACACUACCUUCUAAAGAAGCUGUAACGGUUCAGCAGAAACAGAUGCCUCUCUAUGGUAAAGACAGGACAUUUGUGUUACCUGUGCAGAAUCUUGAACAAAACUAUAUGCCACCUGACUUCUCAAGUCCAGAAAAUACAAGUUUAGAAGAUAGUGAUACACGUUUUCACAGUUUUUCAUUUUAUGAAUUGAAGAAUGUCACCAAUAACUUUGAUGAAAGACCCAUUUCUCUCGGUGGCAACAAGAUGGGUGAGGGAGGAUUUGGAGUUGUAUAUAAAGGCUACGUGAACAACAAAACUGUAGCAGUGAAGAAACUUGCAGCGAUGGUUGACAUUAGUACUGAAGAACUGAAACAGCAGUUUGAUCAAGAAAUAAAAGUUAUGGCAAAGUGUCAACAUGAGAACUUAGUAGAACUGCUUGGUUUCUCAAGUGAUGGAGAUGACCUCUGCUUAGUAUAUGUUUAUAUGCCCAAUGGCUCAUUGCUAGACAGGCUGUCUUGCUUGGAUGAUACUCCACCACUUCCUUGGCACAUGAGAUGCAAGAUUGCUCAAGGUUCAGCUAAUGGCAUCAGUUUUUUACAUGAAAACCAUCAUAUUCAUAGAGACAUUAAAAGUGCAAAUAUCUUACUAGAUGAAGACUUUACAGCCAAAAUAUCUGACUUUGGGCUUGCACGGGCUUCUGAGAAGUUUGCCCAGACAGUCAUGACUAGCAGAAUUGUGGGAACAACAGCUUAUAUGGCACCUGAGGCUUUACGAGGAGAAAUAACACCCAAAUCUGACAUCUACAGCUUUGGUGUGGUUUUAUUAGAAAUAAUAACUGGACUUCCAGCUGUAGAUGAACACCGUGAGCCUCAGUUAUUGCUAGAUAUUAAAGAAGAAAUUGAAGAUGAAGAGAAGACGAUUGAAGACUAUGUUGAUACGAAGAUGAAUGACACUGAUCCCACUUCCAUUGAAACUAUGUACUCUGUUGCUAGUCAAUGCUUGCAUGAAAAGAAAAAUAAGAGACCAGACAUUAAGAAGGUUCAACAGCUGCUGCAAGACAUGACAGCUUCUUAAAAUUUUACUGGAAUAGGCUCUUGAUUUUUUUUGUAUGCACCUAUCUAAACCAUUUUUUAAACUAAAUUUUUUUAAUAAACAUUCUUUUUUACCUUUAACAAGGCAGCAUGGAGCAGUGCAGUGGCUAUUAAAGCCUGUAUAGAACCACCAACAAAUAUAGAACAAACAAAAGUAGAGCCACGAUAUCGACCCUAAGCCCUAGCUCGUUAGUGUCACCCUCAGUUCUUGAGUAAUCCCUGAGACCUCUCCUUGGAACUCCCCAAACACGGUUUGAAAACUAUAGAAUUAGCAACAAAGAGGACUGGACCAUAGGGUGAAAAGACCCUCGGCCAAAGCCCAGUUCUACUACUAAUUUGCUGUAGAGCUUUGGGCAAGCCCUACACAGCUUUAAGCCUUGGUUUUUUUUCACUGGUAACAUUGGGCUAAUAUCUAUUGUGCUUCUCGGACAGGUAGUCAUGAAAAUCAGAUGAGGCAGCAUAUGUACGUGCACUUUGUAAUAUGUAAAGUGAUAGAAAAUUUAAAAUUUAUAUACAAUCCAAUUACAGUCAUUUGUUUAUAGGAACAUGUUCACGGUAUGCUAUUUUAAGCAAUCAUUCACCACUAACCAAAUAUGCCCUGAUGUUACUUCCAUGAUGAUAUGGUCAAUAUUAGAUUAUGUUACAUGGCAAAAUUGAAGGAAUUUUUUUAAUAAUUUUUAUUGUUAUGUUAAUCACCAUACAUUACAUCAUUAGUUUUUG
Messenger RNA from Callorhinus ursinus (northern fur seal), 2214 nucleotides. RefSeq names its product interleukin 1 receptor associated kinase 4 (gene IRAK4). Gene Ontology annotation, biological process: signal transduction; protein phosphorylation. Gene Ontology annotation, molecular function: ATP binding; magnesium ion binding; protein serine/threonine kinase activity. NCBI's taxonomy places the organism in Eukaryota, Metazoa, Chordata, Mammalia, Carnivora, Otariidae. The record is from RefSeq and is a predicted model, not a curated record.